CAUAUUUUUCCUCAUCCCUUUCUCCUCCGUUGUCAUCUCUCUCUAUAAUUUAAAAAAAAAUCAAUGGCUGAAGUUGAAUACCGGUGCUUCGUCGGUGGGCUCGCAUGGGCUACCACUGAUCGAACCCUAGGUGAAGCUUUCUCUCAGUACGGCGAGGUUCUUGAAUCGAAGAUAAUCAAUGACCGUGAAACCGGUAGAUCUAGAGGAUUUGGCUUUGUUACCUUCGGUGAUGAGAAAUCCAUGAGGGACGCUAUCGAAGGGAUGAACGGCCAAGACCUUGACGGUCGUAACAUCACCGUUAACGAAGCUCAAUCACGCGGAAGCGGCGGCGGCGGCGGCGGCGGUGGUUUCCGCGGUGGACGUCGUGAAGGAGGCGGCGGAUACGGAGGUGGAGGAUAUGGAGGUGGAAGACGCGAGGGCGGCGGUGGUGGUUACGGCGGCGGCGGUUAUGGUGGUGGCCGUGACCGUGGAUAUGGCGGUGGUGACCGUGGAUACGGUGGUGAUGGCGGAUCACGCUACUCAAGGGGUGGUGGUGACUCUGAUGGAAACUGGAGGAAUUAGAUAAUUGAGAAGAUGUGGAUUUUAGUUAUUUUGAUCGCAUUUUAAGUUGGGUAUAUCUUAAUGUUAAGUGUGACUGUCUUUUUUGACCGUUAUUGGCUCGUUACUUUACUGUGUUUUUCUGUUUACAGAGUUCUUAUGGAAUGAAUUAAAUGAAGUCUACAAAUUAAAUCUUUCUUUUG
Messenger RNA from Nicotiana tabacum (common tobacco), 740 nucleotides. RefSeq names its product glycine-rich RNA-binding protein. Lineage: Eukaryota; Viridiplantae; Streptophyta; Magnoliopsida; Solanales; Solanaceae. The record is from RefSeq and is a predicted model, not a curated record. Gene Ontology annotation, molecular function: RNA binding.